CACUCCGCAAGGGGACCCGCCAGGGCCUCCUGGAACCCCUGAGCCCUCCAACCCCGUGGAACCUCCUUCAGGCCCGGGACCCGGCGUCUGGGCCGUUUCGUUGCCGCCAGUGGGCAGAGUCCGGCUCUCCGGUGACUCGCUCUGGCGCUCGGUUACCCCGGCGGUCUGCCCGCCUCGCCCACCUCUCCUUGGGACCCCCGAGGCGGCGCAGCCCUCCUGGUCGGCGCCCAGAUCUGCAAGGCCGCCUGCCUUCCCAGCUUCCGGUUGGCCUCGCCGGGAGCAGCGGCUCGGGGCGCUGCCGGCGCCUGUCUCCUCCUCCCUGCCACCCCGGGUCGCCCCUGCCCCGGGCUGGACUGUGAGGAAACGCCCUUCUCUUCCCGGGCCCCGGCGAGCCCGAGGGUAUCAGCGGCUGGGGGAGCGCCACGGCAGCACGCGCCCCUCCCUCGGGUUUCCGCCGGCGCUUCCUCCUGUCGCUGCUGGCGCAGCCUCUUCCCUUAUCUCGGUGAUGCUGCCGCGGCUGAGUAGGGCCUGGGGAAGCCUGAGCAGGUGGAGCCCCACUAGAAUUGCUGAGCCAGUUGCCAGGAGACACUUCGGACCCCCGGAAGGGCAGGAGGACUGAUGAGAGGCCUGGAUCAGCAACAUUCGAGCAGGAACUGCCCCUUCAUGCAGGAACCACAUUAAAUCAAGCUGUAGCUUGAUCGCCUUCAACUCCGACUGUCCAGGUGUACUGGGCAUUGUGCCUCUGCAAGGCCAAGGAGAGGACAAGCGAUGCGUGGCCCACCUGGGCUGCCAUUCAGACCUGGUCACCGAUUUGGACUUCUCGCCCUUUGAUGACUUCCUCCUGGCCACGGGCUCUGCCGACAGGACGGUAAAACUUUGGCGACUGCCAGGGCCCAGCCAGGCCAUGCCCUCAGCCCCUGGGGUGGUGCUGGGCCCCGAGGAGCUCCCAGUGGAGGUGCUGCAGUUCCACCCCACCUCGGACGGUGUUCUGGUGAGCGCAUCAGGAACCACUGUGAAGGUCUGGGACGUGGCCAAGCAGCAGCCCCUGACAGAGCUGGCAGCCCAUGGGGACCUGGUGCAGAGCGCCAUCUGGAGCCGGGACGGAGCCCUCGUGGGUACGGCGUGCAAGGACAAGCAGCUGCGGAUCUUUGACCCCAGAGCAAAGCCGCAGGCCUCUCAGAGCACGGAGGCCCAUGAGAACGGCAGGGACAGCCGGCUGGCAUGGAUGGGUACCCAGGAGCACCUCGUGUCCACUGGAUUCAACCAGAUGCGUGAGCACGAAGUGAAGCUGUGGGACACGCGGCUCUUCUCCAGCGCCCUGGCUUCCCUCACCUUGGACACCUCGCCCGGGUGUCUCUUGCCCCUGCUGGACCCUGACUCUGGGCUACUGGUCCUGGCAGGAAAGGGCGAGAAGCAGCUGUACUGUUACGAGGUGGUCCUGCAGCAGCCGGUGCUGAGCCCAGUGACCCAGUGUGUCCUGGAGAGUGUGCUUCGGGGGGCCACCCUGGUGCCCCGGCAGGUGCUGGCCGUCAUGAGCUGCGAGGUACUCCGCGUCCUGCAGCUGAGCGACACAGCCAUCGUGCCAAUCAGCUACCAUGUGCCCCGCAAGGCUGUGGAGUUCCAUGAGGACCUGUUCCCGGACACCGCCAGCUGUGUACCUGCCUCUGACCCCCACAGCUGGUGGGCUGGGGACAACCGGCAGGUGCAGAAGGUCAGCCUCAACCCUGCCUGCCGGCCCCACCCCAGCUUCACUUCCAGUCUGGUGCCCCCUAUGGAGCCUGUCCCUGACACAACCCAGCCUGCAGUGACGAAGACACCCGUGGGCGAUACAGACCCAACCGAGGACUUCUCCUCCCCUCCCAGUUCGCUGACCUCGCCCUCCACGCCCUCCAGCCUGGGGCCUUCGCUCUCCAGCACCAGUGGCAUCGGGACCAGCCCCAGUCUGAGGUCGCUGCAGAGCCUGCUGGGCCCCAGUUCCAAGUUCCGCCAUGCUCAGGGCACCGUCCUGCACCGAGACAGCCACAUCACCAACCUCAAGGGGCUUAACCUCACCAUACCUGGUGAAUGUGAUGGCUUCUGUGCCAACAAACUGCGUGUGGCCGUGCCCCUGCUCAGCAGCGGGGGACAGGUGGCUGUGCUUGAGCUACGGAAGCCUGGCCGCCUGCCCGACACUGCACUGCCCACACUGCAGAAUGGGGCAGCUGUGACUGAUCUGGCUUGGGACCCCUUUGACCCCCAUCGCCUCGCUGUGGGUGGUGAGGACGCCAGGAUCCGACUUUGGCGGGUGCCCCCAGAGGGCCUGAAAGAGGUGCUCACCACACCCGAGGUUGUGCUCACAGGUCACAUGGAGAAGAUCUGCUCCCUGCGCUUCCACCCACUGGCAGCAGAUGUGCUGGCCUCGUCCUCCUAUGACCUCACUGUUCGCAUCUGGGACCUUCAGGCUGGAGUUGAGCGGCUGAAGCUGCAGGGCCACCGAGACCAGAUCUUCAGCCUGGCCUGGAGUCCUGAUGGGCAGCAGUUGGCCACUGUCUGCAGGGAUGGGCGCGUGCGGGUUUACAGGCCGCUGAGAAGCCCUGAGCCCCUGCAGGAAGGCCCAGGGCCCGAGGGAGGACGCGGAGCCCGUGUUGUCUGGGUGUGUGAUGGUCGUUGUCUGCUGGUGUCUGGCUUUGACAGCCGAAGUGAGCGCCAGAUGCUCCUAUAUGAAGCUGAAAGCCUGGCUGGUGGCCCCUUGGCAGUGCUGGGCCUGGAUGUGGCUCCCUCAACCCUGCUGCCUAGCUAUGACUCAGACACGGGCCUGGUGCUUCUGACUGGCAAGGGCGACACCCGCGUGUUCCUGUAUGAGCUGCUCCCCGAGUCCCCUUUCUUCCUGGAGUGCAACAGCUUCACGUCAGCUGAUCCCCACAAGGGCUUCGCCCUCCUGCCGAAGACAGAGUGUGAUGUGCGGGAGGUGGAGUUCAUGCGGUGCCUGCGGCUGCGUCAGUCCUCCCUGGAGCCUGUGGCCUUCCGGCUGCCCCGAGUCCGGAAAGAGUUCUUCCAGGAUGACGUGUUCCCAGACACGGCUGUGAGCUGGGAGCCCGUGCUCAGUGCCAAGGCCUGGCUGCAGGGUGCUACUGGGCAACCCCGGCUUCUCAGCCUGCAGCCUCCUGACAUGAGCCCAGUGAGCCAAGCUCCCCGAGAGACCCCUGCCCGUCGGGCCCCCUCCUCAGCGCAGUACCUGGAAGAGAAGUCAGAUCAACAAAAGAAGGAGGAGCUGCUGAAUGCCAUGGUGGCAAAGCUGGGGAACAGGGACGACCCGCUCCCCCAGGACUCCUUUGAAGGUGUGGACGAAGAUGAGUGGGACUAGCCUGCGCCCCCGUCACCUCCACCUAACCUGUGCUGCGGCCUCCUAGUGUACACCUCACAGCUCAUCCUCAGGCUGGAAGAUGCCUCUCUCGCACCGACACUUCUCACCCCUGCAGCCCUGGCUUCCCGUGGGCACUUCCACAGCUUCUGGGUCUUGGCAGCUCCCAGGGACUGUUCUCACCUCUGCUGUCUCUGGGGUCAGCUGCUGCUCAUCAGUUGCCCACUAGCAUGUAGCCAGGGGUGCAGAGUGGCGGGGGGUCAGUAGCAUGUCCCUGGGCAGGCGCUGGGUACCCCGUCUCCCCUGGUCUUUCUGUUGCUCUGGGCUGGUCCCAUCCUGGGCUGGCCUCAUCCAGCACCUUUGCUCACCCCACGCUGCCCCAUCUUGCCUGCUGCCCCAGUUCUGGUCCAGGGCCUUGGGGGCUGGCCUCCCACCAGGCCUUCUGGAGCAGCACCAGUCUCAGGGCCCUGGGACCAGCUGCCCCGCUUCUCAGGUUUGUAGCCAGGAGAAGGAGUCAUCGCAGAGCUGAUGGUCCAACAAGGGGUUGUGAGCCCCACAAAGACCGGCCCGCACCUGCUCUGGAUGUUCUCAGCAAUUAAACUUUUUUAAGCUGGCCA
Messenger RNA from Saimiri boliviensis boliviensis (Bolivian squirrel monkey), 3957 nucleotides. Lineage: Eukaryota; Metazoa; Chordata; Mammalia; Primates; Cebidae. The record is from RefSeq and is a predicted model, not a curated record.